Messenger RNA from Cornus florida, 11233 nucleotides. RefSeq lists its product as uncharacterized. The transcript has 48 exons. Gene Ontology annotation, biological process: protein retention in Golgi apparatus; protein targeting to vacuole. NCBI's taxonomy places the organism in Eukaryota, Viridiplantae, Streptophyta, Magnoliopsida, Cornales, Cornaceae. Gene Ontology annotation, cellular component: extrinsic component of membrane. The coding region runs from base 393 to 11018 and encodes 3541 amino acids. The record is from RefSeq and is a predicted model, not a curated record.
UCCCCCGCGACUGACCCGGAAACUGAACAAUUGGGUUCUCUUUCCGGUUUUAAAAAAAAAAAACACAUACUGGGUAAUAAAAAAGAGGCGAUGUGUGGUAUACGCAAUACUCAAUAACCCGUCGACACCACCACUCCCCUCCUCACCGCCGUUGCUGUCGCCGUCGCCGUCGCCGUCGCCGUCGCCGCUUCGUACUCGACGGCACUUUCAAUAUCCAACACCGCUCGCCGCGGGAGUCCUUCUAUCUCUAUUUCCAUUCUUCGUCUGCUGUCUUCGAUCUUGACCUUGUCGACUCACGCCAAUGACCCUUGAUCAACUUGGGAGGUUUUGAAUUGAUUCCGGAACUUCUAUAAGUUUUUUAUUUUUCUUGAGAAAGUUGGUUUCAUAGGGCGAUGUUUGAAGGACUUGUUCGCCAACUUAUUGUGGGUUAUCUUGGCCGAUAUAUUAAAGACAUUCAAAGAGAACAGCUCAAGAUUACCUUAUGGAAUGAAGAAGUGUUGUUGGAGAAUGUAGAUCUGACUCUUGACGCUUUUGAUUAUCUCCAGCUGCCAUUUGCUCUGAAGCAAGGUCGAGUUGGGAGAUUAAGUAUCAAAAUUCCAUGGAAAAAGCUUGGCUGGGACCCCAUCAUAAUUAUUUUAGAGGAUGUAUUUGUCUGUGCCUGCCAGCGGGAUGAACAGGAGUGGUCUACGGAUGCAGUUGAAAAGAGAGAAUUUGCAGGAAAAAAAGCUAAACUUGCUGCAGCAGAGCUGGCAAAAUUAUCAAGACGUGUAUGUGAUAAUCAGGCUGGACAAUCAUUUAUUUCAUACAUUACCGCGAAGAUUCUUGACGGCAUCCAAGUGUCCAUGAGAAAUGUCCAUGCUCUAUAUCGUGAUAUGCUGACUCACUCGGGACAUACUGUAUUUGGUUUAAAGUUCUCCAGCCUGACAAUAAUGAAGCAGAAUCUCGUUGGGUUCUCUAGUAUAAAGGUGAGAGGGAGUCAAGUUAACAAACUUGUGGAGAUUCAAGGUUUGGAAAUCUAUUGCAGCACCUUCCAUGGAAAUCUUGAUUUCAGUAAUGACACUGUUGGGGACUCCAAGUUUUGGGACAAUGCAAGAUUUGAAGGGGAUGAAUAUAUCUACAUAUUGGCCCCAUUUGAUUUAUCUGCAUCUCUUUUGGUGAACAGAUCUGGAAAACUUGAGAACGAUGCUCCACAAUAUUCCAUAAACGGCGAGAUAACUGGCUUGAUCAUGUCUUUGGAUGAGGUUCAGCUGCAAAGAAUCUUGACUCUAUGGGAUUAUCUUUGCACAUGUCGACUAAGAGAGAAGUAUGGACGCUAUCGUCCUUGGAAUAAUCCUUUAUCAAGAAAACUUAAGGGUUGGCAAAGAGCUUGGUGGUUUUAUGCUCAACAAUCAGUCCUGUCAGAUGUUCGUAAAAGAUUGAAGAAAACUUCUUGGAAAUACCUUGCAGAACGAAUAAAUUCACGCCGGAAGUAUGUGAAUUUGUACAAGACCAAAUUGGAAUGUCUUCGACAAGAGCAGCUGAUUGAUGAAGAUAUUCUUUGGGAGUUGGAGCAAAUGGAGAAAGAAUCUGACAUAGACGAUAUUUUGAGUUAUAGGAGUACUGCUGAACGUGAGCUUAAGGAAUUUCUGGCGAAUUCAGACUCCUGCUUAGGGAUUAAAGGUGCCAAUGUUGUUAUUGAGAAGUCACAGGAUGAUGAUCGUUCAUCCAGCAAGCCCCGUGGAUGGUUGAACUGGCUGUCCCGUGGCGUGCUGGGUGCUGGAGGAACAGAUGAUUCUAGUCAAUUUUCGGGUGUUGUUUCAGAUGAGGUUAUCAAGGAUAUUUACGAGGCCACAAAGUUCCAACCUGUGCCUUCACCCAAUGGGGUUGCAGCUGCGGAUGAUGAAAUCUAUUUUUCAUCGAUCAAGUUUAACAUUCAAAGAGUUUCUGCAACACUGCGGAGCAUGAAGUUUCAUCGAGCGAUUGCUGAAUUGAUUUUCAACGGGAUGUUUAUUGAGUGUAAGCUUUGGGAGGAAUCUGCCGUUGUUACUGCCACAGUCAACGCUAUCAAGAUGAUUAAUCCCAGUAACGAGCAAAUCUUACUAUUUGCAGGAAGGGACACUAUUGUGGAAGAUGUAGUUGAAAUUGAGCAAGCUGCUCUCAGUAUUCAAGUUCAUUUGUCUCAAGUAAAUCGGAAGGUUGAAUUAUCAGUGAAGGUCAUGCUUCAACCACUUGAAGUUACUUGUAAUUCAGAACUACUUUUGAAUAUCAUGGAGUUUUACAACGUUUUAAGAUCCUUCAAAUUUCAACAUGAAAGGGUUUUGUGGUCGCUAAAUGGGAUUGAAGAUGUAAAAACAAGAUUGUUGUCAAAAGCUGAAUAUAUUUUAUCUAGUCGUAAGGCGGUGAUUUGGGAUGUUAAUUUCGUCAAUAUAAUUGUAACUAUUCCAUGGGAAAAUUCAAACUCAGAGCUACACAAAAUGAUACUAGAGUCAGGAGCUCUUUCCUUUGCGUCCAAACGUGAAUUAGGUUCUUUUCCUUCAGAUGUUGAAGAUCAAUCUCAUGUCCUGAAAAACUUUGUUAAUCACAGUUCCACCAGUGAUAUUUGUACAGGGUUACAGCAUGAUCUCUAUGAUCACUUUGAGAUGAAAAUAAAUGAUUUUGGCAUGAAGAUAAUGAUGCCUCACUGUCAUCAAACUAUAUCAGUUUUGGAGAAAUUUUGUGCUUAUACUACCUUUGCGUCCUGCAUCAUCCCCAAUGAAUCAAUACUGAAACAGCUCGGGGUUUAUAUCAUUGCAUCAUCACUUCUUGCACACUUCUCUCCAUCAAUAUACGGUGCAGUUCUGGGAUUAAAAGCAAAUUUUGAUAUGCUGGACUCGAAAUUGGACUCAGAAAUCAUGUCAACUGUUGAUUCUCUUAAUAUAAUGUCAAUUGUACCAAACACUGCUGAAGAUUUUUCAAUUUCUGUUUUUGCGAACUUGGAGUUGAUUCGUUUCCGUGUCAACCUUGAAAAUGAUAUAGAAAACAGCUGCAUUGUCAUGCUUGCUUUGCAAGAGUUAGAUAUUCGGUAUGUUCUUGGGAAAUUCCCAGAGUGCUGGAUCUCUUUGAAGGACUUGAGGAUCAGCACAUUUUCCUCGAAAUGUGAGAUAGACAGCCAUAUACUUUGUUCAUCUGGAAAUCAAUUUGCUGCCCGUUCUCAAGCACAUCAGCAUGACAUGGGUGUUAGCAAUCCAAGUGAAAAUUGUUGUGACAAAAGUGCAUCUGAUGGAGGAUGCUUUCUUUUACAUUAUAAAGCUUGCAGAAAUUCUGACAUAAUUUGUCACAAAUAUGCAAUGUGUUUGAGUAAUAUUGAUAUUCACUGCUACCCUCAUAUAAUUGGAUUGCUGGUUGGAUUUUCUGAGAAAAUAUCUGAAUAUGGUUUGUCUCGUGUUCCUGAAAAUUCGUUUAGCCCCUUCAUUGAUGAUAAAAAUUCGAUACCAGUGCCUGGGUUUUGCUUCAAAAGGUUUGGUUUCUCAAACUUUUAUGAAACUGGUUACUCCGAAUGGGCAAGCAUUCCAUUGGAUCAUUUUCCUUUUGUUACUAUUUACAAUUUUGGUUCUCUUUGUAACCUUAAGAAUUCACUUAUCUAUGACAUUCCUGGAUGGAGGAAAAUUUUCAAUUUGAGGGAGAGGGAGAUAAGAAGCCCAAGUUUCUGUGUGAAGGAAGGAUCUAAUAUGCUAAAUGCCCCACCAUUGAAAUCCACAUUUGGUUCAGAUGCAUCGCCUCUGUCACAGAGUUUUGGUGACAUUGAUCCACUUGUUGUUGAUUCAAAUUUGAGUGGAGUCAGAGUACAUUUCCAUGAUUCAUCAUGCAUUGUUGGAACAAUUACGCUCCCCACCUCUAGAUUUUCGCUCGCCGCCAAUAAAGACUGUUUCGACAUAUUGUGUUCUACAGAUGGAUUGAUUCUCUCUUCAUUAUGGUGUACAAAAAAUAUCCAUGACUUUCUAUGGGGCCCUUCUUUACCAAGUCUUUCUCCUAUUUUGAAUAUGCGCAUUAGGAAAGGCAAUGCUGGAUCAUUGAAAUCUGAACUUGAAAUAAGUUUCAGCACUCAGCAUGUUACCUGCGUUUUGCCACCUGAAUUUUUGGCUAUCAUUAUUGGAUAUUUUUCAUUGCCUGAUUGGAGCUACAAUGCUAUUGAGAAGUCUGUUACUGGAACUCCCAGGUACAAGGAUUCAGGAAACAGCAGUUCCAUUACUUAUAAGUUUGAGAUACUGGACUGCAUUUUGUUAACACCUGUGGAGACCGACAACCAUCAGUUUCUAAAACUUGAAAUUCCACAGUUCUACUGUAGUUUUCUCCAUAAUAGUGACACAAAUCUACUGAAGGACAUUACUCCUGAAUGUUUGGUUCGAGCAGAUAAAAUUGCCGAUAGAAAUCACUGUUUAAACUUAUUUGGACGGGAUUUGUCUCUAUAUCUCCUGCUGUUAAAGGAUGAUGCAUUUAAUCCCUUAAUAAUGAAUCAAAGUACCGGACAGGGAGAUAUCACCUUAAUUUCACCACUCAGUGCUGAUAUAUGGGUCAGGAUACCGCAGGAAAGUGAAUCUUCUUGUGUAAGCUCUCUCUCUCGGACAUGUAUCAUGGCGAGCGUUGACAAUUGCCAGAUUAUUGUUGAAGAUGGUUACGUUAUUGCUGGAUUUGAAGCAUUAGUGGAUGUCAUAAAUCAGUUUUCCUCUGUUCAUGGAGAAUCUAAAGGUUUUACAUCUGACGUUUUACAAUUUCUCCAGUUGAAGAGGAGUAUGAAGGAAAUCGGUACACUUCUGCCCGAAGACUCAACUGUGACAUACACAGAAACGAGUUUCUGUUUCAAUUCACUGUCAAUAAAUUUAUAUCGCUCAAGAAGAGAAUCAUUGUCUUCAGAGUUGGUUGCCAAGGCUAAUAUGCAAUUGACAUGCUCUGCAUCAUGGAGAAAUGAGAUACCCCUUCGCUUGGAUAUUUCCUUUUCUUCUCUAGCGCUAUUUUCACCACUUCAUUCUGUUAUAUUAGCCCGAUGCAGUUCUUUCUCAGUCUCACCAGUUCUUGACAUGCAUCUUUCAAUGUCAGAUCAAGGCGAAAAUGAGCUUCAUGUUUCCCUUCCUAAUCUAGAUAUUUGGUUACGUUUAUUUGAGUGGUCUGAGGUCGUUGCCCUAUUCAAUUCUUACACUUCACAAUUGGCUAAAACUUCAAUUGUGGAUGCAUCGUCAAAGAAUUCAAAUUUGACAGUGGAUCGAAUUGAAAAUGUGGAAGUUCAUGGUUCUCAAAACACGAAAAGGGAUGGCACAUUUCUUAUUGUGAAGUCGGAUAAUAUUGAUGUAACAAUUCAUAUCCCUGUUUGUGUUAGCUUAGAGGCAUUCAGUGUAUCUGGGGAGCUUGACAUUCCAGAGGGGAGUCCUUCAGAAGAUAUAUGUGACAUAGUUGAAGGAAAAUGUGAUAACUUUAUUGCCAUUACUUUGCAAAGUAGACAUUGUGAACUGGUUAUAAAUGGCAGAACCGCAAGAUUAAAGUCCAAUUUGGAAAAAACAAAUGGAAUAGUGAAGAUAUGUCAGGAUAAUAGUGUUCACUCAUGGCCCUUUUUUCAGUUAUUUGAAGUUAAUGUUGUGGCAGAGAUUUGUAGUAAUGAGAUGGAGCAGGUGCAUGUCAAAGCGGAAGUUCAAUGUCACUGUCUAGAUGUGUGGCUUUCAUACAAUGUUCUCUACUUCUGGCAACAUAUCCCAUUCAGAUUUCCUGAAGCAGGAUCUUCCCAGUUUGCUUUCAGUUGUUUCAACUUCAAAAUCCAACUAGGGAAGGUUUCUCUUUUGUUGACUGAUGCAAGGUGGAGCUCCAAUGGACCUCUACUAGAAAUUCUUAUGAGAAAUUUGCUCCUGGAUACUAACAUGAAUGACAAAAAAAUGGAGUGCUCAGUUUCAGGCGACCUUCAAGUGAACUACAAUAACAUUAACAAGGUGUUAUGGGAGCCUUUCGUCGAGCCUUGGAAAUUUCAGCUAAAUGUUACUAGAAAAUAUGAGAAGAGUGCCCUACUAAACAGUGCCAUUAUGACAGAUUUCUGUCUCUUUUCAACAGCACAGCUUAAUUUGAAUGUUACAGAAUCCCUUGUUGAGGUUGUUUUCAGGGCAAUUGAGAUGAUUGAGGAUGCUUGGGGUCCAGUAGGCGUGAAUAGGGAUGGAAACCAAAGUUUUUUAAAUUAUCAGAAUCGUGAAGAUUUAUGCACAGGAAGAUAUGCUCCUUAUGUACUACAAAAUUUGACUUCCUUGCCUCUAGUAUUCCAUGUCUUUAAAGGGCCAGUAUAUGUUGAUGACAUGAAGGCAUCAUCGUUGAAUGAUGGGAAACUUUUGCAACCAGGUUCUUGUAUUCCGAUUUACGUUAAUGAAACUCCAGAGGAACAACUCUUCCACUGCUGUCCUUCUCAUUCUUCUGACCGACUGAAUGAUAAGCAACCAAAUGGGGUGGUGCAUCAUUAUAUUAUGAUCCAGCUUGAUGGAACCUCUGUACCUUCUGCUCCUAUUUCAAUGGAUCUUGUAGGUGUGAGUUACUUUGAGGUGGACUUUUCUAAGUCAUCAAAUAAUAUAGGAGUUGAUAGUAUUCGGGAUGCUUUAAAAAACAAUAAAAAUGUCGAAGAGAACAAUCAAAUCGAUGCAAACAGUGGAUUUGUUGUUCCUGUGGUGUUUGAUGUUUCGGUUCAGCGGUAUAGUAAGUUGGUGCGCUUGUACUCAUCGGUGAUCCUCUUCAAUGCAACUUCAAUACCACUUGAGGUGCGGUUUGAUAUUCCAUUUGGAGUGUCUCCUAAGAUCCUAGAUCCAAUAUAUCCUUGUCAGGAGUUUCCGUUGCCUCUACAUUUGGCUGAAGCUGGUCGCAUGAGAUGGCGCCCACUUGGUCACACUUACCUAUGGAGUGAAGCUCAUAACAUCUCAAAUAUUCUUUCACAUGAAAGUAGGAUUGGAUUUUUGCGUUCAUUUGUUUGCUAUCCAUCUCAUCCAAGCAGUGAUCCAUUUCGCUGCUGCAUAUCAGUGCAAGAUAUAUGCUUACCUUCAACUGGCAAGCCAAGUAAGGGUUCAUCUCGUCACAUCAAUAGUACUGUUAAGCAGUCCUUUGAAGAUUCUGGCCAAUUAUUGCAUAAUGUGGACAAGUCAAAUAAGCGUUUCAUUCACCAAGUGACUUUAAGCAGUCCGUUAGUAGUGAAAAACUAUCUUCCAGAGGCCUUAUCAUUGACAAUUGAAAGUGGCGGGGUUAAACAUACUACAUUACUUUCAGAGGUUGAAACUUCUUAUUUUCAUAUUGAUUCUUCGCAUGAACUUGGAUUAGCUUUUCAUAUGAAUGGAUUUAAACCUUCAAUACUGAAAUUCCCACGUGCAGAAAGUUUUAGCACAACCGCUAAGUUCAGUGGAACAAAGUUCUCUUUAUCUGAAAUCGUUAAUUUUGAUCCUGCUUCAUCUCAUGGUCCAAUAUAUGUGACUCUGGAAAAGAUCAUGGAUGCAUUCUCUGGAGCUCGUGAAAUCUGCAUUUUUGUCCCCUUUUUGUUAUAUAAUUGCAUUGGUUUUCCCCUCGUUGUUUCAGACUCUACCAAUGAAAUGAAAGGAUAUGACUGCACCAUUCCUUCAUAUUAUGAUUUGGAUGAGCAAGACCUAAACCUAGGAAGACAAGAUGGUCUAGGUCUUCUUUCUUCUAAUCAAGAUUUGCAUGUUACAGCACUGGACUAUGAUAGGUUGAGCAAUUCUGCUUCAAAAAAUCACAUCGUCUCAACUAGGAAGAAAGUAGACUCCAACAGUGGGAAGCUUUUGAGCAAACCCUUGGUCCGCGAAAAUUCAACAACAAUUAUUCUUGAGCGUUCAGAUGAACAUGAUUUACAUGCUCGAAGAGCUUCACUAAAAAGUUCGAGGAAUGGAUUGAGUUCAAGCAGUCAGUCAAAUUUAGACUUUUCUGAUUUCAUAGGAAUUGGUCAUGAAAAAGUUAAAAGUUGCAUGUAUUCUCCAAAACCCAACUCCUCUGCUGGUGAAUUUAUGGUUAAAGUAAGUCAGCAACUGCCUGAAUGUUAUACAGAAAGCACAUCAAAAUGUUCUUGGUCUAGCCCAUUUCUUCUCGUUCCACCAACUGGUUCAACCAGCGUUCUUGUUCCUCAACCAUAUACAAAUGCUGCAUAUAUAGUAUCUGUUACAGCAAGUGCAAUUGCUGGACCUUUUUCUGGAAGGACAAGAGCCAUCACUUUCCAGCCCAGAUAUGUUAUCGGCAAUGCAUGCAGCAAGUAUUUAUGUUUUAAGCAAAAGGGAACUAAUUUUGUUUCUCAUCUGGGAAUCGGACACCAUUAUCAUCUUCACUGGAAGGAUACAACAAGGGAGUUACUAGUUUCCGUUCGUUUCAACGAACCUGGAUGGCAAUGGUCAGGGUGCUUCUCACCAGAGCAUCUUGGUGAUACUCAGGUGAAAAUGCGAAACUAUGUUUCUGGGGCAGUAAAUAUGAUACGCGUGGAAGUGCAGAAUGCUGAUGUUGCCUUUAAGAAUGAAAAGAUUGUGGGGAACCCUGAUGGAAAUUCUGGGACAAACUUGAUUCUUUUAUCCGAUGAUGAUACAGGCUUUAUGCCAUACAGAAUUGAUAACUUCUCGAAGGAGAGGCUACGGAUUUAUCAACAAAGGUGUGAAACUUUUGAAACUCUUAUUCACUCGUACACAUCUUGCCCUUAUGCAUGGGAUGAGCCCUGCUACCCGCAUCGGCUCACUGUUGAGGUGCCUGGAGAGCGUAUCUUGGGGUCAUACUCUCUUGAUGAAGUGAAAGAAUGCGCAACUGUAUGCUUACCUUCAACUUCAGAGAAGCCUGAAAGAACUUUGCUUGUUUCUGUCCGUGCUGAAGGAGCAUUGAAGGUUCUCAGUAUUAUUGAUUCAAGUCAUCAUAUUUUGAUUGAUAUGAAGGAUCCCCGUGACCCUCAGAUUAAAGAAAAUAGAAAACACGACCAGAAACAGGAAACUUUUGUUGAUUACAAUGAGAAGAUAUCAAUUGCUGUUCCUUUUAUUGGAAUUUCCUUGAUGAAUUCUUAUUCACAGGAACUACUUUUUGCAUGUGCAAGAAACACGUCGAUUGAUCUGCUCCAGAGUCUGGAUCAACAAAAGUUUGCCUUACAGAUCUCAUCUUUGCAAAUUGAUAACCAGUUGCAAAGUACUCCAUACCCUGUGAUCCUGUCCUUUGAUCAUGAAAAUAGAAGUAAUUUAGUCGGGCAGAUGAAAAAUAAAGAUGAAAAUACAAAGAUCAAAACCGAAACCGUGAUGCAAGUUGCCGCUGGAGGUCCAUGUGAAACUGUAUUCUGCUUUUCUGCUGCUAAGUGGAGGAAUGAAAAUCUCUCAUUGGUUUCAUUUGAAUAUAUAAGUUUGAGAGUGGCAGAUUUUCACCUAGAGCUCGAGCAAGAAGUGAUCUUAAGCUUGUUUGAUUUUUUAAGAACUGUAUCUUCAAGGUUCAAGAGCAGAGUCUUGACUUGUAUGGAUUCCACGACAUAUCCCCUUGUCUCUGAUGUAGGUUUUACGAAAAAAUACUCUUCACAAGUUGAGGCUCAUGAGUAUGUGAAAGCAAAUUGGGACCAACACUACUUGAUGAAUGAUUCUAUGUUUAUUGAAAAGUGCAAAAGCAGCUAUUUACCACCUUCAAUAGUUCCAAUUGGAGCUCCUUGGCAGAAAAUAUACCUCUUAGCCAGAAGACAAAAGAAAAUUUAUCUCGAAGUGUUUGAUUUAGCACCCAUCAAGUUGACAUUAAGCUUUUCCAGCAAUCCAUGGAUCCUUCGAAAUGGGGCUCUUACAUCAGGAGAGUCUCUAAUCCAUAGAGGCCUUAUGGCCCUUGCUGAUGUUGAGGGAGCUCAAAUUUAUCUCAAUCAACUGACCAUUGCCCAUCAUAUGGCUAGCUGGGAAUCCAUUCAAGAAAUCCUUGUCAGGCAUUACACUCGCCAACUUCUUCAUGAGAUGUACAAGGUGUUUGGUUCUGCUGGUGUUAUAGGCAACCCCAUGGGAUUUGCUAGAAGUGUGGGUCUCGGUAUCAAAGAUUUCUUGUCAGUUCCUGCCAGGAGUAUUUUGCAGAGCCCUGCUGGAAUUGUUACGGGCAUGGCACAAGGCACGACUAGUCUUCUUAGUAACACAGUCUAUGCCCUAAGUGAUGCUGCGACUCAAUUCAGCAAAGCUGCUCAUAAGGGAAUUGUUGCAUUUACAUUUGAUGACCAGGCUGUUGCAAAAAUGGAACAGCAAAAGAAGGUUCUAUCUUCACAUAGCAAAGGCGUCGUAAAUGAAUUCUUUGAGGGAUUAACUGGUCUACUCCAAUCACCAAUUAAAGGAGCUGAGAAACAUGGCCUUCCAGGAGUCCUCUCAGGUAUAGCCCUAGGAUUAACAGGACUUGUGGCAAGACCAGCAGCCAGUAUCCUUGAGGUCACUGGGAAAACUGCACAGAGUAUCAAAAACCGAAGUAAGCUCCACCAGAUGGCAACCCAGCGUUAUAGGGUCCGUCUCCCAAGACCUCUGAGUCGAGUACAUCCUCUGAAGCCUUACUCUUGGGAAGAAGCAGUUGGAACAUCUGUUCUUGUGGAGGCUGAUGAUGGCUUGAAGUUGGAAGAUGAGGCGUUAGUCAUGUGCAAAACCCUUAAACAGGGUGGUCGAUUUGUUAUCAUCACCGAGAGACUUAUCUUGAUUGUUAGCUGCUCCUGUUUAGUGGAUCUGGGUAAGCCUGAGUUUCGAGGUGUUCCUGCUGAUCCGGAGUGGAUGAUAGAAGCAGAGAUUGGACUGGAUAGUGUAAUCCACGCUGAUAAUGCUGAAGGAGCUGUACACAUUGUUGGGAGCAAUUCGGAUACAUUAUUGAGACAGAAUCAGCAGCAUCUAAAAAGAGGUGGUGGGACAAAAGGAAAGAGGUGGAACAAUUCUCCUACUCCGCUCCCACUUUUUCAGACCACCUUGGAAUUUACAUGCAAAGAAGAGGCAGAGGAGUUCUUACAAGUUUUGAAGUCUACAAUUGAAAAGGGAAAAGAGCAAGGCUGGGGUUCAGUGCAUCUUUUGCAUCAAAGUAGUCUCAUUUAGGUCAGAAAAAUCGUGCGAUUAUAUGAUUGUUUUUUGCUUGGAGGGUGCUGGUUUAUAUUCAUCGCUCCAAAGAAAAUGUGAGAGGCUAGUCACAUCAGUUGAUUUCACUAGAAGACUUGGAUCUCCUGAAUUCUCUAGUAGGAAGUGGUCUCUACAGUCUACCCUAAUAGGCAAUACCCAUCCCCCACAACCCGAAAAAAAAAAAAAAAAAAGAA